This is a messenger RNA of Cynoglossus semilaevis (tongue sole), 3737 nucleotides long. RefSeq names its product mitogen-activated protein kinase kinase 6 (gene map2k6). Gene Ontology annotation, biological process: protein phosphorylation; MAPK cascade. NCBI's taxonomy places the organism in Eukaryota, Metazoa, Chordata, Actinopteri, Pleuronectiformes, Cynoglossidae. Gene Ontology annotation, molecular function: ATP binding; MAP kinase kinase activity. The record is from RefSeq and is a predicted model, not a curated record.
ACGUUCUGAUCCAAGUUCAAGCAGCAGCAGCAGCAGCAGCCUGGGCCCUUCACUAUGUAACUGCUGCUGCACGCAGAGCAGGAGGCGGGGGACCAGGAGCAGUAGUUACAGGAGGAGGCCAACAGCUCCGUGCAUUUGUGCAGAAAACACCUCCGUGUUUCCGGUGUGCGCCCCCUGAGCUGGAGCUGCCCUGGUGCAGCAGUCCGUCUGCGCAACCACCAUGAGAGUGAGAGAGAGAGAGAGAGAGAGAGCGAGAGGGGAGAGGGAGGCUGCGAGUGCACGAAGAUUCGAGGAAUCUGAGCUGCAGAGGAGAAGAGGAAGGAGAAGGAGCUGCUGUAGUUGCAGCUGAGGAGGAAGAGCCCGGAGGAGGAGGAGGAAAAUCUUUGUGCACCUCCUCCACCCACCACCACCUUCAGCAGCGCCACCAGAGCUGCAGCAGCUGCAGAGGGAAAUGUCUCAGCCACGGGGAGGUAAGAAGAAGCCGGUGCUGAAGAUUCCCAAGGAGGUGUUUGAGCAGCCUCCUCCUGCUGCAGCACCUCCCAGAGAUUUGGAUUCUAAAGCAUGCGUCACCAUCGGAGAGAAGAACUUUGAGGUGAAGGCCGAUGACUUGGAGCAGAUCUGUGAGCUGGGCCGAGGAGCCUACGGUGUGGUGGACAAGAUGAGGCACGUGCCCAGUAGUCUGAUCAUGGCGGUGAAGAGGAUCCGGGCCACGGUGAACUCCCAGGAGCAGAAGAGGCUUCUGAUGGACCUGGACAUCUCCAUGAGGACGGUGGACUGUUUCUACACCGUCACCUUCUACGGAGCUCUGUUCAGAGAGGGUGACGUCUGGAUCUGCAUGGAGCUGAUGGACACGUCUCUGGACAAGUUCUACAAACAGGUGAUUGAGAAGGGAAUGACCAUCCCUGAGGAGAUCCUGGGCAAAAUCACCGUCUGUGUUGUCAAAGCUCUGGAGCAUCUGCACAGUCACCUGCAGGUCAUCCACAGAGAUGUGAAACCUUCUAAUGUCCUCAUCAACACCCAGGGGCAAGUAAAGAUGUGUGACUUUGGCAUCAGUGGGUAUUUGGUCGACUCCGUGGCCAAAACCAUGGACGCUGGCUGUAAACCGUACAUGGCACCAGAGAGAAUCAACCCUGAGACCAACCAGAAAGGCUACAAUGUGAAGUCUGACAUCUGGAGUUUAGGAAUCACAAUGAUUGAGUUGGCCAUCCUCCGUUUUCCCUACGACUCCUGGGGAACACCGUUCCAGCAGCUGAAGCAGGUGGUGGAGGAACCUUCACCUCAGCCUGAUCAGUUCUCUGCAGAGUUCGUGGACUUCACCUCUCAGUGUUUGAAGAAAUUUUCCAAGGAGCGGCCGACGUACGCAGAGCUAAUGCAACACCCCUUCUUCACCUCCCAUGAGGCCAAAGAAACAGACGUGGCGAGUUUCGUCAAAGUCAUCCUGGGCGACUGAGGAAGAGGAGAAUCUGAGGUGGAGCGGAGGAGGAGGAGGAGGAGGAGGAGGAAGAGGAGCACCUGUUUGAUAAAGAGGAAACCUGUAGGCUCCGCCCACCUCACAGUCUCUCUGACUACUUCUUUCCCCAGGAAGAGGAGCUAAGUCACCUGUGAACUGGACAACAGGAAGUGAUGUCAGAUGUCAGUUCUGACUUUGCCUUUUCCUCGAACAUAUUUUUCUUUUUCCAGAGAACUCUAAGACGAGAGGUUCUCUGGAAAAAGAGGAACGUCGUGGCGUUCUGAUGUUCUCUCUCUAUGUAUAACCUUAAUGUCGUGUGUGCGUGGAUGAGUCGGUGACUGACUGCCUGAAUGGAACUGUCCUCUGUUGCCAAACUGCAUUGUGGGUCAGUGGUAGAAGUCCAUGUUCAAUUUCAUGUUCAAGUUCAAUGCAGAUGGUCCAAUCAAAUCCCUUUAAGUCAUUACCUGUUACCUGACCUGCUAAUGUUCACGGUCACCUUAACAACAACUUCAAACAAACCUUUAUCUGUCCACCUUUAUCUGUCACACUGCUGGUUAGUCCUCUUGCCUUACAACAAGAAGGUCACUGGUUCAAUCCCCUUCUGUGACCUGCUGGUUUUUCUGUUUGGAGUUCUCCUGUUCUCCCUGUGUGUGUGUGAGGUUCUCCAGGUUCUACCACAGUCCAAAAACAUGCAGGUUGGAGAUCAGGUUCAUGUUCACUCUGAACUGACCAGAGGUGUGAAUGUGAGUGUGAAUGCUCUGUGUACGUUAACUGUAGAAGAUGAGUGAAUGAGUCCGACAUGUCUGUUAACGUUGUUGGUACAAACAAGGACUAGGGUUGUGUCCAAACUGAGUGGAGCUCCAGACGUUCACCUGAUCUCCAGAAGAACGUCAUCAUCAGAACAUGGACUCAGAACCUCAGCUGUCCUGAGGAUUUCAACAGGUUAGAACCUGGAACUUUAAAGUAAGUUAACUUUAUUUAUCCUUCUAACACACACACACACACACACACACGUUGACAUCCUGCUCAGUGUGUGUGUGUGUGUGUGUGAGUGUGUUUCUGAGCCGACCUCAGUCCAGGUCUGUAACUGGAUUUAACAGAAAUAUGAAUUGAAUUAAUAUUAAUGUGACUGAUGUUUAAUUUACAUUGUUUUCACAUGUAUUUACUGCAGUUUCUCUAAUUUAUUCAAACUGCUGUCUGCCAGAAGGGGGCGUUGUCAGCGAUGUCACAUUGUUGUGUUUGUUGUGUUCUGUUUUUCUCCUGGUCUUUCUUUCGUGAAGAGCUUUAAACUGUAACUCUCAGACUUUCUGGUGCCUCUCAUCAAAGUUCACUUCCUGUCAUAGCGUUAGCAGAGUUUGACACUCGUUCUUAACAGAACGUUGUGUGUUCCAAUGAAGAACCUGUUUCACUGCUUCACCUUUAUUUUAGUUUUGGUUCCACAAGGAGGAAAAAAACAUUGUUUUCAUUUUUCAUUGGUGGGCUGGAGUGGGGGGGAUAAGAAAUUGAGCUGGCUAAAGUUAGCUUUGCAGCUAGGUUUGAUAACUUGCCCAUUUAGCCCAUGCAAAGCUAGCAGCAUGUUCUGUGAACUUAGCGUCCAAUUAGCUAGGUUUCUAAGCUUUUAGGCUAAUGUCCAAAAGAAAAAGAACUAAAUUAAAUGUAAACGGGAAAAACAUCAGUUAGCAUCGUUAGCAUCGUAGCUGUUAACCAAUUACAAAUAAUUAUUUUCCUGUUGUUGUGUCAAUGUGUGGUUAAUGCUAAUUUUUUUGUCCUUUGCCCUUUGUUCAAAACUUUAGCAAUAACAUUUAGCUACAGCCCAGCUAACACGGUCUAUUUGUUGAAGUGGAUGAAUCAGUACUUCAUCCUUCAUGACUUCCACCUUAUGGUAAAAAUAAAAAGUCACAUUUUUUCUUUAUUUUCCAUGUCAUUUGGAAUUUUGUUGUUGUUGCUAAAGAAUGUGACAAGUUUGGAACGGACGAGAAACGCAUGUGAUUUAUUUUAGUGUUGGUGGCGCAUGUGUUGUAGCUGAAGAUGCUAAAGUACAUGGGAGUGACUCGGUCUGUACUCUCCACUAGGUUUAGGGACUAAGGGUUAGAGUGGCUAAAGCUCCCAUCGCCCCCUACAGGAAGAGAAGUUCUCAGUUCAUUAAGUCAUCACUGAAUCCUGUGCUAUAAAAGACUGACGACUGUUGUUUCCAGCUCAAAUCAACACCUUUCUACAGACACUUCAUCUGACUGUGUGCAACUGUAAUGAUGGAAAUUCAAUAAAGGAAAAUUGCGUAUUUUUACAA